Caenorhabditis briggsae is the source of this 774-nucleotide messenger RNA. NCBI's taxonomy places the organism in Eukaryota, Metazoa, Nematoda, Chromadorea, Rhabditida, Rhabditidae. The record is from RefSeq and is a predicted model, not a curated record. The coding region runs from base 1 to 774 and encodes 257 amino acids. The transcript is spliced from 3 exons.
AUGUCUAACCCCACGUCUUCUUCUAUCCCAACUAAUCAUACCAUUUUCACAACUCCUGCUUCUAAAAAGUAUUCAGUAUGCGAUGCGGAGCACAGCUAUUUUUAUAUUCCUCCUUGCAAAUCAGUUGUUCAGUCCGAGAAGCCUCUGACGGUGUUUGUGGAACGCAAUGCGAUUGAUGGUUUGGAAUUGGAAUGGAUCAAACAUUCUCCUGGCGCAGCUGCUCUUUAUGUUCUCAUAGCAAUCGUGACAGUUUCCUUCUACGCAACAUGCUUUCUACUCCAGUAUGGAAAUUAUGCACCGAGAUCCAGGAAUAAUGUUUUCGAUGAAGCAUUCCUUACCCGUGUCGUGAUUGUGCAAUGGUUGGUGCUCCUUGCCAUUCUCUUCUCUGGAGUUUUCCUUUACCGUCGCCUCUUCAUGCCUCUCUACAUCUUCCUGUCUGUGAUGGCUACCAACGGAACUUUGGUGCUUUUUGUGCUUAAAGUGAAGCAACUGAUUGACGAGAAAAUCACAAUUAGUGUGUUUCCGCUAAUCUGUCUUCUAAGCUUGUUUCAUUUUUCAGUGGACAUUUCGUUGAACAUGCUCGGUCUUCUUCUCUUCUGUGCAGUAAUGCACGAUAUCGUCUACUUUUACGCGAUGCACUUGAAGCUCAUCGAGUCUCGACCUUUCCGUGCCAUUGAUAUCCAGAGUAAUGAUACAGCGGUCCCAAACCAGUAUUCCACAAUUCACUCCAGCAGGUCUUCCUUGAACAAAAAGGAACCCUCUGACAUCGUCUGA